GCAGGAGCCGAGAGAGGGAGCGACCACAAGGGCAGCGGAGCACAGGAAGGAGGAGGUCCCCUUGAACUUCAGACGAAAGAGAGGAGGCGAAAAAGCAACAGGAAACAGUUUGUUUUGGAAGCUGAGGGUUAGUCAGUGUGGAUUAGAGUGAGGAGCGAGCUGCAUUUACACAGAGAAACAGCCACUGGACUGAGAUACACAGAGAACGCCAGCAUGGAUGUCAGUGAACGUUACACCAGCUUGCAAGACUACACUGAGGAAAUGUCCACCAAGAGCAACCGGCCCAUCCUAACAUCCCUGAACCCUGAUGACAGCCUGCAAGGCAUGUCCCCCAUGAAGAACAACGGCCAAUGUGUGAGAAGACAGUGUGUGAUUCUUCUCACCAUAGCUCUUCUGCUGUCUAUUGCUGCAAAUAUUGCCUUUGGCAUUGUGUUAUCUCACCAGAAGUCCCAGCAGCCCUGUAUGUCAAAGCUGAGGUCUCUGAAUGGGAGCAGUGCCCCUGCGUGUGAGGAAGGGAGGACAGAGGCAGCACUCGAGUUCCGAUACAACCACCUGCAGAGCCGAUACACUGCAGUGUGUCAGCAGUAUAACAGCCUGGCCGAAAAGUGUCCUCAGCCGGGUACUACAGUGAAAGUGUGUCAGCCCUGCCCCGUCUCAUGGCUCCUGCACGAAGACAGGUGUUACUUUUUCGGCAAAGACAAAAUGCAGUGGAACGAGAGCCGUGACAGCUGUGUAGAGCUGGGAGGAAGGCUGGUCAUCUUGCUGAGCCACAAACAGCAUGACUUCCUGGAGCAGGAGGCAAAGAAGCUCGGUGGGUUUGACUACCACUACUGGAUCGGGCUGAACGACAUUGAGAAAGAGGGGGACUGGAGAUGGGUGGACAACACCCCCGUCAACAUAACCUACUGGAAUGCACUCGAGUCGCAGCCUGACAAUCACCUGUCCGGUGGGCUUCAUGGGGAGGACUGCGCAGUGCUCAACUCUCAUUCGAAAUCCUGGUUCGACGUCCCCUGCGACUUCCAGUAUCCACGCAUCUGCGAAAUGAGCGCUGUGAAGAUCUGACCCACUGACCCUUUGACACAGACUGACUGACCGACUGACUGUCUGACACGCUGACUGACUGGCAACCUGGCAGACUGAUGAACUGCCUGACCAAGUGAUUGGAUAACACACUGACUCUCUCUCUCACACCCACACCCUGGCAUGCCCAUACACCGACUGACAGCUGCCAGCACUGAUGCACUGUCACAGACACUGAAGCCUGUUUGUUCCAAUCAGACAUAGGUACUUGAAUCUAGCCCAUCAGAAACUUUUUCGGAGUGGCUAAGUUGUUAAAAUGUACAGUAUAUAUUCUAAUAUGUUCUGAUUUCUCUAAAAGCUUCCCUUGUUUUAAGGUCCAGUUUUUGUUUGUCACCUUCCACCUUCUGUAAAAAAAAAGUGUUAUGGCUGUGAUUAAAAAUGUUAAUUCAGUU
Messenger RNA from Lepisosteus oculatus (spotted gar), 1472 nucleotides. RefSeq names its product C-type lectin domain containing 1 (gene cldc1). The record is from RefSeq and is a predicted model, not a curated record. Lineage: Eukaryota; Metazoa; Chordata; Actinopteri; Semionotiformes; Lepisosteidae.